AUGAGUGGACGUUUACCUGGAUUGAACCAGGGGAAACCAUCAACCGGAACCUCGCUGAAGUUUAAGCCCAAAGUGGUAGCUCGUAAAUCUAAGGAGGAACGAGAUGCUAACGUUCUGAAGGUAGAAGAGCCGAAUAAACAGGUUGAGAAGAAGAAAUAUACACAGAAACCACAGGGCAACCAGAAGAGGCAGCCGAAGUAUUUAAACAACACAAGAAUUAUCACAUCAGGCCCAUUGGCAGCUGGUAAUUUCUCUGGAGGAUCUAAUAAAGGGAAUAAUGGAUUCAUUAAGACGGAGGGUUCUCAAAGCAGUCUUGUGCAACGCGGUUUGAAAGCUGUUUCUGAUGAUGAAGCAGAGGGAUCGGACGCAGAAGAUUCAAAAGCUGGGAAGAGAAUUAACAUGGGGAAAGAGUAUACAGAGGCAGACUUCAAGAAGGAAACUGACGAUCUGUUUGAUGAAGAUGAGGAUUCUAAUACUGAUGCAGCCAUGAGUGAAGAGACCAGAGCCUCUAAACAAUUGGCCAAUCUUUUCCCUGUCAGGGCAGUUCGUAUCAAUCACGAAAAGGUGGAUUCUCUACAGAAAGUUGUCCAGGAAUCCAUGUCAACUUUGCAGACCAGGGAACCAACACCAGGACCUGUGAAGCUAGAACCAGAACAAUCGGAUGGUACUUUAAAUGACAUAGUGAACGAGAAGGAACAGCAGUUAAAAGAAAAACUGCGUUUGCUUCAACUUCAACAAGAUUUCCAAUCUGUUGACAGCGCAGAAGCUCUCAGGGAAACAAAUUUGUUAUUUGAGGAUCAUAAACAUAUGUACAAAAAGUUAAACAAGAUUAACGACGUUCCAAAUAAGUUUAUGUUCUUCCAGUUCCCAUCAAAUCUACCUGAAUUUCAGCCACAACCCCCAGUGAAAUCCACCGAAGAAGAUGUAAAGCCAAAUGGUGAAGCAAAAGUAGAUGAAGGAAGUGAACAAUCAAAUAGUAAAAACAGCAAAGAAACACAAAUAGAUUCACCUGAGCCUUUGAUCGGAAACGUUGGUUCAAUUAGAAUGCAUCGAUCCGGCAAAAUGUCAAUCAAGAUCGGGGACGUCGUAAUGGAUAUCAGCAGGGGCGCAGAGUCUACAUUUUUGCAAGACGUGGUUACACUAGAUUUGGAGGGAGAAGAAGCGGAGCUACUAGGCCAAAUCGACGGAAGAGCGAUUGUAACACCACAUAUCUAA
Messenger RNA from Kluyveromyces lactis, 1215 nucleotides. RefSeq names its product DNA-directed RNA polymerase III subunit C53 (gene RPC53). Gene Ontology annotation, biological process: transcription by RNA polymerase III. Lineage: Eukaryota; Fungi; Ascomycota; Saccharomycetes; Saccharomycetales; Saccharomycetaceae. Gene Ontology annotation, cellular component: RNA polymerase III complex. The record is from RefSeq and is a predicted model, not a curated record. Gene Ontology annotation, molecular function: DNA binding. Bases 1 to 1215 code for a protein of 404 amino acids. The transcript has a single exon.